This is a messenger RNA of Phalaenopsis equestris, 1715 nucleotides long. RefSeq names its product nuclear poly(A) polymerase 4-like. Bases 70 to 930 code for a protein of 286 amino acids. Gene Ontology annotation, molecular function: RNA binding; poly(A) RNA polymerase activity. The transcript is spliced from 3 exons. The record is from RefSeq and is a predicted model, not a curated record. Gene Ontology annotation, cellular component: nucleus. Lineage: Eukaryota; Viridiplantae; Streptophyta; Magnoliopsida; Asparagales; Orchidaceae.
CUUGGUGGCAUUAAUUGGGCUUUACUGGUGGCUCGUGUGUGUCAACUAUACCCAAAUGCUUCACCUAGCAUGUUAGUAUGCCGUUUUUUUAGGGUAUAUACACAAUGGAAAUGGCCGAAUCCUGUGAUGCUAUGUAGAAUUCAAGAUGAUGAACUUGGCUUUCCUGUUUGGGAUCCACGUAAAAACCCCAAGGAUAGAACUCAUCAUAUGCCUAUCAUCACUCCUGCAUAUCCCAGCAUGAAUUCAAGCUACAAUGUAUCCACCAGCACCCUAAGAAUUUUGAGCGAACAGUUCCAGUUUGGAAACAAGAUUUGUGAGGAGAUUGAGCUGAACAAUGCCAUAUGGGGUGCAUUAUUUGAACCUUACAAGUUCUUUGAGGCAUAUAAGAAUUUUCUUCAGGUGGACAUGUUCGCCUUAAAUACAGAUGAUCUGCGUAUUUGGAAGGGAUGGGUCGCAUCUCGUUUGAGGCAGCUCACUCUUAAGAUUGAGCAGGACACUUGUGGUAUGUUGCAGUGUCACCCUCAUCCUGUUGAGUAUAAUGAUGCUUCUGUGUGUGGGGCUCACUGUGCAUUUUUCAUGGGAUUGCGAAGAAAACAGGGAGUGAAGGUUGAAGAAGGUCAGCAUUUUGAUAUACGGCUUGUUGUGAAUGAAUUCAAGCAUUUUGUAAACAUGUAUAUGUUCUGGAGGCCGGGCAUGGAGAUUUAUGUCUACCAUGUUCCAAGGAUGAAAAUCCCUUCCUUUGUUUUUCCAGAAGGUUACAGAGGAGUUCAAUCUUCGUAUCCGAGCACCACAGCAAACGCUAAGAAAGCUCAUAAUGAAGAGGAACAUAAUAGAGGAUUUUUACAGAGAAGGUUGAAGAGGAAGAUAGGUUUUUUGGAGGGUUCUGUAGGAUCAAGCCUUGAGAAACGUGUGGCUAUUAGCCCUACUUAGAUAAAGUCAUUUGCCUCAACAUAUGAGCCAUCAAGUGGAUGUUUUUUUAGAAGAAUGAAGAGGAAGAAAGCUUUGCUGAAGAUGUAUGAGUAGUUAAAUACUGAGAAACAUGCUUUUGUCAGCAACACUAAUCAAGCGAAGCUUUAUUCAACUAAGAGCCACAAUCCAUGCUCAAAUCUAAAGAGAGAUGUGCAUUUUUCGGGUAAAGUUAGUGCUCGAAUCUUAUAUCAUAGAAUUUUUAACAUUAUUUUCAACCAAUGUGCUAUACAUUCGAGCACAAAAAGAGUUAUGUUAAACACACGUGCAUUGAUUCAAAAUGAAAUGAAGGUAAAUAAUGAGUUGGGUUCGAUCGCUCACUCUUCCUUGAAGAAAAAGGUCUUUUGAAGCUAAUGCAAAACCAAAGGAAUCAUGGGAGGCCCAAUAUAUGCACCUAAUUUGCCUUUUUCAGAAAAUAGAGGUUUUUUGUAACGACCACAACUCUCACCUAUGAAGAUAAUGCACACUUUGGCUUAAUGUUUUCAGAACAUUACCCAUCCUAUGAAUGCUCUCAUACAACCAUGGCUAACUUCAGAGUUUUUUUUUCUUAUGAGAUUCCCAAUGUUACACCAAAUGAUGACUCGAUGUUUAACAGCACAGCUUCAUUCUACGUUCAGGGGUUUCACAGCUCUAUCUUCACCCACCUUUUUCCAUCUAUUUUCUUAUAUUAAGUUGCUACUAAUGCUCAUGGAAGUAUAUUUUAAUUUUGUUACUUUUUGUCUUUAAUUUUUCUAGAUAAUCAUAAAAUG